Molecule: messenger RNA, 1552 nt
Organism: Cuscuta europaea
Lineage: Eukaryota; Viridiplantae; Streptophyta; Magnoliopsida; Solanales; Convolvulaceae
Source: the annotation of a GenBank genome assembly
CGUAUGCCUCGCUUCUUAUAGCUUUACAGAGAAGUCCGGAGCAGAGCAAAAUCUAUAUGGUGCAUGUUUUUUGGGGCAUCUAUAAUCCGAGAAAUCUCUGACAUAAACGGAGGAGAGCCAUGGCAACUAUGCAGGCGGUCAUGGGCAACCUUACAACGAUGGAGCGGCAAGUGUUAACGGCGGUGAAUACCGGCGGUUCGAGCCUGUCUUUGAUGGGGUCCGGAUUCAUAGCGUUGUGCUAUUUGCUCUUCAAGGAGCUCCGAAAGUUCUCCUUCAAGCUUGUCUUCUUCCUCGCGCUAUCCGAUAUGUGCUGCAGUUUCUUCAGCAUAAUUGGGGAUCCUUCCAAAGGAUUCUUUUGUUAUGUUCAGGGUUAUACAACACAUUUCUUCUGUGUAGCUUCUUUUCUUUGGACUACCACAAUUGCUUUUACCCUUCACCGAACUGUUGUUAGGCAUAAAACGGAUGUUGAAGAUUUGGAGCCUGUCUUUCAUUUAUAUGUUUGGGGAACUUCAAUUGUCAUGACAGUUAUACGCUCUAUUGGCAAUGACCAUAGGCAUAUAACUCGUCUAGGCACCUUAUGCUGGGCACAAACUGGGCGUGCAGCAAAGGCAGUUCACUUUGUUACUUUUUAUGCACCUCUUUGGGCUGCAAUCCUAUUUAAUGGCAUCACAUACUUUCAAGUAAUUCGGAUGCUUAACAAUGCAACUCGUAUGGCAGCUGGCAUGUCAGAUGCACGGACAGAUAUGAAGGCGCUCAACCGAUGGGGAUAUUAUCCACUUAUUCUGAUAGGUUCAUGGUUUUUUGGCACAAUAAAUCGCAUACAUGACUUUCUUGAGCCAGACCAUAAAAUAUUUUGGCUUUCAGUACUUGACGUUGGUAUGGCUGCACUAAUGGGUCUCUUUAACUCAAUAGCGUAUGGCCUCAACUCAUCAGUGCGUCGGGCAAUUUAUGAAAGAUUAGACCUAUUGCCAGAAUGUGUGCGGAGAUGGCUCCCCAAGAGUUUAAGGUCAAGGGGUGGACAACAGCAAGAGGGUGAACUAAUUCCACUAAAAGUUGAGAACCAACGAUUGUGAAAGUGAAGGGGGAAUGUACUAAAAACCAGUGAGAAAUCUGCUCGCCCAGGUUCUUUUGUCCAUACAGCAAUACAGAUGUUAAAUCUGAAUCAACAGCCUUUCUUUCUUAAUGGAUUGCGAGAUGGUUAGGUUACUCUAAUCUACUGGGAAUCUUUACAAGAAGUGUGGGUUUAGGAUUAUCAUCACAGUUUUGAAGGCAGCUGCAGUUGGCUAUGGUGAUGAUCUUAAUGAAGAUUAAUGACUAAUCUUCCAACAUUAUGCGCUAUUCAAAGUUUCAUGCUUUUUCAUCCAUUCUUCUGAAGAUUUCUUGUAUCUUAUCGUAUAUUGUACCCUUCUUACUUCUUAGGUUUGAAUUUGUAUGCACCCUGCUGAAUAUCCUACAAUUAUGUAAGAUGAAGUCGUUAUUUCACAAUGUCAUAAUAGAAAGCACUAUGGCCAUAAGACCAUUUAUCUAAAUAUAAGUUGAAACGUAAGAAUAA